GGUACAAGGUUGGGUUGAAAGUCGAUUGCAAAGAGAGGGUCUUUCUCAUUCUUUUGUUCUUUUUUAAGUGUUUUCAAAGAGAAAUCUAAAUUUAUCAUGUUAUUCAAUGAGGAAAUGAUAAGGAAAAUGCUCCCUAGGGCAUAUCAGCGAAAAUAUGUGGCCCAUCAAAUUUACGUCUCCAUGUCUUACUUCAAAAACCUCAUGCCUGUGAUGGAUGAGUACGUGUACACAGACGGAACCACAAAAAGCUUAAUGAACCUUACGGGAACCAUUCCUGUGGUGUUUUCAGGCGAAACCUACAAUAUCCCCAUAUGUGUUUGGAUUGAGCCAAACUACCCCAAUACCCCACCGAGGUGUUAUGUGAAGCCUACACGUGAAAUGAUUAUUGUCAAAGGAAACUACAUAUCCAGUGAUGGCGAGGUCACAAUGCCUUACUUGAAAGAUUGGAAAAAGGGUAAAUGUGACUUACCUAGCCUACUGCAGGUGAUGGCUGUCAUGUUUGGAGAGUUUCCUCCACUAGCAAUGCAUUCCUAUCCAGAACCUGAGCAAGCCUCAUGUUGGCUGCAGUUCCACAAAGAAGCAGAUGGGAGACAUUGCAUAUCUAUACCCAGAGGAGAUGGCCAACCUUUCCAGUAUGAAAAUGAAACCAGUUGUUAGUUUUUUUGUAUAUAUUUGUACAAUUUGUGUAAAAAAACAAAAAAAAAAUUUGAUUUUACUCUAUGAAAAGAUAGGCUUAAAAAGCAUGUAUCAUCCACUAACUGAAAAUCCAAACCAAAACAACACAAAGUACAAUGUUGUCUGCUAAAAGUUUACAUAUAAACAUUAGGACAGUCUUUAACUAGGUCUUGUGGAAAUGACUUGUCUGUCUGAGUUCUAGUUUCUUCUGUCGUGGAAAAAAAAUACUAUUUCCAAGCACUGUUCAGGUGAAAUCACUCAAUCAGGUUUAUUCAUAUAU
Molecule: messenger RNA, 955 nt
Organism: Gambusia affinis (western mosquitofish)
Lineage: Eukaryota; Metazoa; Chordata; Actinopteri; Cyprinodontiformes; Poeciliidae
Exons: 6
Coding region: 97-657 (186 amino acids)
Biological process (GO): protein transport; endosome to lysosome transport; protein modification process
Cellular component (GO): ESCRT I complex
Molecular function (GO): ubiquitin binding
Source: RefSeq, a predicted model, not a curated record